Messenger RNA from Pipistrellus nathusii (Nathusius's pipistrelle), 1254 nucleotides. The record is from the annotation of a GenBank genome assembly. NCBI's taxonomy places the organism in Eukaryota, Metazoa, Chordata, Mammalia, Chiroptera, Vespertilionidae.
AUGGCCGGUCCCUUCUCCCGGCUGCUGUCGGCCCGCCCGGGGCUCAGACUCCUGGCUUUGGCUGGAGCUGGGUCUCUCGCUGCUGGAUUUCUGCUCCGCCCGGAACCUGUACGAGCCGCCAGUGAACGACGGAGGAUGUAUCCCCCGAGUGCUGAGUACCCAGACCUCCGAAAGCACAACAACUGCAUGGCCAGUCACCUGACCCCAGCGGUCUAUGCCCGGCUCUGCGACAAGACCACACCCACUGGUUGGACGCUAGAUCAGUGUAUCCAGACUGGCGUGGACAACCCCGGCCACCCCUUCAUCAAGACUGUGGGCAUGGUAGCUGGAGAUGAGGAAACCUAUGAGGUAUUUGCUGAGCUGUUUGACCCUGUUAUCCAAGAACGACACAAUGGAUAUGACCCCCGGGUAAUGAAACACACCACUGACCUGGAUGCCAGUAAGAUCCGUUCUGGCCACUUUGAUGAGAGGUAUGUAUUGUCCUCGAGAGUCAGAACUGGCCGAAGUAUCCGGGGACUCAGUCUGCCUCCAGCUUGUACUCGGGCAGAGCGGCGAGAGGUGGAACGUGUUGUGGUGGAUGCACUGAGUGGCCUGAAGGGUGACCUGGCUGGUCGUUACUAUCGGCUCAGUGAAAUGACGGAGGCUGAGCAGCAGCAGCUUAUUGAUGACCACUUCCUAUUUGAUAAGCCUGUAUCCCCAUUGCUGACUGCAGCAGGAAUGGCUCGAGACUGGCCAGAUGCCCGUGGGAUCUGGCAUAACAAUGAGAAGAGCUUCUUAAUCUGGGUGAAUGAGGAGGAUCAUACCCGGGUCAUCUCCAUGGAGAAGGGUGGCAAUAUGAAGAAAGUGUUUGAAAGAUUCUGCCGAGGCCUCAAAGAGGUGGAGCGGCUGAUCCAGGAGCGUGGCUGGGAGUUCAUGUGGAAUGAGCGUUUGGGCUACAUCUUGACCUGUCCAUCUAACCUGGGCACUGGACUACGAGCAGGAGUACACAUCAAACUGCCACUGCUAAGCAAAGAUAACCGCUUCCCAAAGAUCCUGGAGAACCUAAGACUCCAAAAGCGUGGUACUGGAGGAGUGGACACAGCAGCCACAGGCAGUACCUUUGACAUCUCUAAUUUAGACCGUCUGGGCAAGUCAGAGGUGGAGCUGGUGCAACUGGUCAUCGAUGGAGUAAACUAUUUGAUUGACUGUGAACGGCGUCUGGAGAGAGGCCAGGAUAUCCGCAUCCCUCCACCUCUCGUCCACAACAAGCAUUAA